UGAUUCGGACGUGUCGUGAAUAUCGGACGAAAUUCCUCGCAGUAGUUCUUCUCCCAUCAGACAGAAUCGUGUUGAAGCCAAUGUUAUCGUUGUAUGUUGACAUCAAAUUAAUUAUUCGGCCAGCCGAUAAUUGUUUAGCACGUCGAUCGAUCGCUAAGAAACUAAUUUGACAAAAGGCGAGCGAACAUGACACCCAACAUUUGGAAUUCGAAGACCGAGAUAUGCGACGAAGAAGAUCUGCGAAAGAAGAAUCACUCCCGAGUCAUUUCACCGACCGUAAAAAAUAAAAAAGGCACGCGGAGUGGAUACAAGACUUGCACGAAAAUUGAAGAGUGGUUUGGCUUUAAGACCAAGCUCAAAUGGAAGAAUAUCGCGCUACUAAUUUUCCUUCAUAUAGGCUCACUCUACAGUUUUUACACCGUAGACAUUCUCGGAAACAUCACGACAGUCGUCUGGAUGAUUUUCCUAGGUGCUAUACAAGCGAUUGGUAUAACUGCUGGUGUUCAUCGUCUUUGGUCACAUCACGCUUACAAAGCCAAAUUACCGCUUCGAGCUCUGCUUCUCAUUUUCUACACCGUGGCUGUACAGAACAAGAUUUCGGAUUGGGUGCAAGAUCAUCGGGUACAUCAUAAAUAUACGGACACGGACGCGGAUCCGCACAACAGCAAUCGCGGAUUCUUCUUCUCCCACAUCGGCUGGCUGAUGAUGAAAAAGCAUUCAGAAGUGAUCCGAAGAGGUCGUGAGAUUGACAUGAGCGAUGUUUUGACGGAUCCUGUUGUCGUGUUCGAUGAUAAAUAUUCCGUGAUACUUAGAUUCAUUUUUUGCUUCGGACUACCGGUAGUGAUACCAGUUUAUGGAUGGGACGAGACAUGGAUCAGGUCAGUUCAAAUGCAAUGGUUCUUUCGCUACGUGAUCGGCUUGAAUUGCACAUGGAGCGUCAAUAGUCUGGCUCAUAUCUGGGGCUCGAAACCGUACGACGCACACAUUAAUCCGGCGAAUAAUAAGCUGGUUGCUUUUCUGACGUACGGCGAGGGCUGGCACAAUUAUCAUCAUGUGUUCCCGUGGGAUUAUAAAGCGGACGAAUUGGGCAAUUACAUGCUAAACAUCACGACGAUGUUUAUCGACUUCUUCGCGAAAAUCGGCUGGGCGUACGACUUGAAGCAACCGUCGCAACAACUCGUGAUGUCCGUCGUGACGAAGAGAGGUGAUGGCAGCCAUCACAUGUGGGAUCCCGUGGCGUAUCCCAACAGUAAGAUCGAAGAGUGAAAGGACGGUUCAGCUUUGGGUGUGCAAGGGUUCCUGUUGUUGAAGAAAUUCAGCAAGUUGAGUGUCGUAAAGCCAUCUCGAUUGCGUAAUAAAUUUUAUUAGUUACUCGCAAUAAUUGUAGUAAAGUACUAAUUGUAAUAAAGUAUAAUUAAUAUAUUGAAGAAUAUAAUGAAAGAGAGAGAAUAUAAUUGAAUAUAAUGAAGAACGUUUAGAGAAAUUGUCUCAAAAGUUCACUUUUUACGAUUUAAUUAUUUUUUCAUCAUUUUGAUGUCAUCAUAAUUUUUUAUUUUGCUUAAGUAAACUAGAUUUUCGUAAUUUUAAGUUCUUUUCUAAUGAUGUAAAAAAAAUGUGUCACAUGUUUUUACGAUAAACAUUGUGAUACGUGCAUAUUAUAAAAUACUAAAAUGAUAUUAGAUUAUCUGAUAACAGAAAAGAAGUGUCCACGCAUUACUCAGAAAA
Molecule: messenger RNA, 1725 nt
Organism: Odontomachus brunneus
Lineage: Eukaryota; Metazoa; Arthropoda; Insecta; Hymenoptera; Formicidae
Product: acyl-CoA Delta(11) desaturase-like
Exons: 6
Coding region: 187-1266 (359 amino acids)
Biological process (GO): unsaturated fatty acid biosynthetic process
Cellular component (GO): endoplasmic reticulum membrane
Molecular function (GO): iron ion binding; stearoyl-CoA 9-desaturase activity
Source: RefSeq, a predicted model, not a curated record